Messenger RNA from Rotaria sp. Silwood1, 933 nucleotides. The record is from the annotation of a GenBank genome assembly. Lineage: Eukaryota; Metazoa; Rotifera; Eurotatoria; Philodinida; Philodinidae.
AUGUGUUGUUGUUGUGGUGAUUGGAUGUAUCCAAGUGAAAAUGUAUUAAAAAUUGUUUAUUAUAGUGGCGGUUAUAAUUACUACCACAACCACCAUCCGUGUCGUCCUUCACCUGCUGCACGUCGAGCUCUACCCAGCACAUUUAAACAACAGUUGGAAUCUCUUCUUGGUCAGUAUACAAAUGAUGAUGAAAUUUCAUUACGUAUGUUAAUCGAGCAAACAUAUGUUCUAAUGUUUGAAAACAAUAAAAGCUCGUCAGAAUUCAAUGCACCAAAAGAAGCUAGUGAAUGCACGAAAUCCAUUGAAGGAACUGUCAAGCAAAAAACGACUCAACAAUUACUUAAUGAUAUUAUUGAUCAAUUUGAUGCCUUGUUAGCAGAAAUGAUAGCUGAUGAAGAUGAUUUGAUUCGAUUUGAUAUUGUGAAAAUCGACUUACGGCAAUUAUUCAUUCAAAUGGAAAAAAAUAUUUCUACGUUAGAAAAUGACGUUGGUGUACUAAAAUCUCGUGUAUUGGCAUUGGAAGAAAUGGAAAGUAACAUUAAUGUGAUACAGAUGGGGAACAUAGCAUUUCAACUUCUCAACAAAAUGAUUAGAUAUAUCAAACCAGGUCUAUCGAAAAGAGCUGCACGUGAUGAACGUAUAUAUUCAUUACAAGGAGAAGAAAAAUUUCCAGAUUUAACCGAUCUUAUCAAGAAAUAUGAUCAAAAGUUGACCAUCUUCGAUCUGGCACGAUCAAUAAAUGCGUUGAAAAAACAACGUGUUGAAAAUGCUCAUGAUGAACAUCCAAUGUCAAGUGAUGAAAUAGAUUCAAUCUUAACUGAAUUUAUUUCCGGUAAUGAUCAAUAUUUAAGUCAACAAGCAACGGUGGUGGUUCGUUUUCUAAAAAUCUUAGCAGGACAUCUGAAUGAACCAUUAAUUGUUGAUCUAGGAUGA